Molecule: messenger RNA, 1494 nt
Organism: Dufourea novaeangliae
Lineage: Eukaryota; Metazoa; Arthropoda; Insecta; Hymenoptera; Halictidae
Product: adenylate kinase 8
Exons: 11
Coding region: 1-1494 (497 amino acids)
Biological process (GO): nucleoside triphosphate biosynthetic process
Cellular component (GO): cytoplasm
Molecular function (GO): ATP binding; AMP kinase activity; nucleoside diphosphate kinase activity
Source: RefSeq, a predicted model, not a curated record
AUGUCGGAGUUACAAGACGUAGAGAAGAGAAUACAUUCUGCAAAUGCACGAUUUGUAGCAUACUUGGAAAAACAUCGCAUAUACGAACUGUUCCAUGACAUUGCAACUCAGUUAAUGAUUCAGAAACCAGACGACCAUCUCGUAUUCAUAAAACAGUAUCUUGAGAUCGCCGCGAAGAGACUCGACGUUCCUAGGAUUAUUUUAAUUGCACCCCCAACGUUUGAUAGAAUGGCCCUGGCCAAGGUUCUUCAGGAAGAAUUGAACAUCUAUCCGUUCACCAUAAAGGAGCUUCGUAAAGCGUGUGAAAAAGAUAACGAAACUUGUCAUUGCGCGGAAUCGAUGGACCUUGCGUUCGCUAUGAGAAAGAUUCUAGAAACCGGAGCUUUGCACGCAUGCGGAUGGGUUCUUGUUGACUUACCGAGAACAAAAACGGAAGCCCGAGUAUUUCAGCGUACUGGAAUAAUACCGACGCACGUGAUUCAGCUGAUUGUUUCAAACGAUGCCGACAACUACGAGAAUAUUUAUAUGAAUGACACGUGCUAUCACGUAUGCACACCGAUAAACAUCAAGAGAAAGAUGGAUGAACGUCGUUACGAAAAACAAUUACGCGGACUGAAGGAAGCGUAUGCGAAUUUCUUAAUCGAAGUCGACGUCGGGAUCAGAACUAUCGAAGAGCUUGGAAAGGAUUGCGCGAAGUUGGUGAAAAUAAAGAAACAUUGCGGAGGUCCAUCCAUUUUUCGUAUCGUGCUCAUCGGAUCCAGAGGAUCUGGAUGCACCACAUUGGCAAAAUAUUUGGCUGAGCGAUUCAAUAUUGUCCAUAUCGAUUACGAUUACAUCACGGAACAAUCGCGUUUGCAGAGGAAUUCUCUCGGGGAAUUGCUCGGAAUAUACGAACAUGGUUGGGGGGAAAGACCCAAGCCUGAAAUUCGGAUACAAAUUAUUCAAAAAUACAUAUCCGGUUACGAGUGUUUGAAAAGGGGAUGGGUUUUAACUGGAUACCCAAAGCAAGUGGAAGAUUUCAAAUUGCUGGAUCUCAGUCCAACUCCUCCAAACAGAGUGAUAUUCGUGGAGACAAGUGGCGAUGUCUGCAGAAGAAGGUUGCUCAAUCGCCGGUACAAUCUUGUCACAGGAAGCAAGCAUGAUUUGUCUAUGAAGGAUUACACCGAUACAGACCACUGUCAACUAGGAAUUCAUCCGAGAGAUUACAGGCUGAUUGUCGAGCGAGAUUUGCAAGAGCACGAAGAGAAUGUGACCGAGAUGCUGCAGUACGCUGGCGAAUCCGCGGUAAAAAUCGAUGGAAACGAGGAUGAAAAGGUCGUCCGGGAAAAAGUCGAGGCCUGUUUAAUGCGUCCGGCCCCGAACCAACAGUCGAGAGUGCCAAGAUCUUCGGCUGAGAUCGACCCAAUGAACGUUGAAUUCGAUCCCGAUGACGAGCCCGAUUCCAGCGUGUUCGAUAAUAUACGAGCACUUGAGCCUGUCUAUACGUUCCUUUAA